AUGACGAACCUUUCGUCUCUCCUCUCUUCGUCUGCCGUCUUAUCUUCUGGGGAGUGGGAGUCGACGAUGGAGGAAACACUGCCGUCACCGAAGACCCCCACCGACUCCGCGGCUGGAUCCCCGGAGGAACCCCGCGCCCGGACCAGUUCCCGGUCCCGUUCCUUCUCCAUCUCCGCCUCCACCUCCCCUCGCUUCUCCGCCGUCCCAUUCUCCUGGGAGCAGCGGCCCGGCAUCCCCAAAGCCCUCUCCCAGGCCGCCGCAGCCGAGGACGCCGCCGCCCACCGCCUUCUCCCGCUCCCUCCCCCGGUCCGCUCCCACUCCGACCUCCCCAUCCCGCGAAAGAAGCGCUCCGCGGCGCGGUUAGCCGCCGCCGACCCGUUCGCGGCGGCGCUCGCCCUAUGCGCCAAGGACUUCCCCGACGCCGGUGGCGACCUGGAGGAGCUCUGGGGGGUGCCCGACGCCUCUCCACGGAGGGUAACCACCAUCGCCGACCGGUUCCGGCUCUUCGACCUCUACGGUUCCUGCAAGGCGACGUGCUCCGUCAUAGACGCCACGGUCCGCCUUCCUCGCACAGGACCGUUGGGCUUGCUCAGCCGCCGGCCCGGUGCAGGCGACAUCUGA
Molecule: messenger RNA, 621 nt
Organism: Musa acuminata AAA Group (dessert banana)
Lineage: Eukaryota; Viridiplantae; Streptophyta; Magnoliopsida; Zingiberales; Musaceae
Exons: 1
Coding region: 1-621 (206 amino acids)
Source: RefSeq, a predicted model, not a curated record